GAGAGAGAGAGAGAGACUCCGCUCCUCAUCAGCAUCACUCCUCUCUCACGGCGGGAAUCCUCCUCUUCCUCCUCUUCGUCCUCUUCGUCCGCGGCGCGAUGCGUGAUGGGUCAGGCGUGCGGACACUCGCUGCUCUGCCGUAGCCAGCAGUACCGGAGCCCGGCGGCCGAUCUACUCGGACAGCAAGUGUUUCUGAGAGACACCGACAACACACCUGCUGCUGCGCUGCUCUCCCUACAGGAUGCAUUGCUGCAGUUGGCCUCCGUUGUUGACGUCAGCAGCCUUCAGACGACCAUCAAAGAUGUGCUCAGAGUUGUCCUGCCAAACGUGGAGUGUGUGUUCGUUUACCUGUUGGAGGCGGAGUCUCGGCUGCGAUGUGAGGAUCCGCCCCACGAGGUGGCACCAGAGGGCAAGCUCAGAGACGUGGUGAAGCAGCAGAAGAGACUGCAGUGCUCCGGCCUGCCUUCAGCAGAACUCCAUCAGAAACAGAGCAGCUCGCUGAGCACCCCACUGCCUGCGCACAGACGAGCACUCAUCGUUCCUCUGGUGGAUGAAGGGAAGGUGAUCGCUCUGAUUCUGCUCUGCUGUAAACCACUGACAGAACAAGAUGAACAAACCCUCAACAUCCUGGAGAAACAUGUCACCGUGGCCUGUAAGCGUGUCCGAGACAUUCAGAGAUGCUCCAAACAGCCACACGUUCAAUCCCACAAUGCACCAGCGGAGCCCAAAGCCAGCGCACCGGCGGAGGACUACAGAGAGCUCGACCGCAAGAUCCUUCAGCUGUGUGGUGAGCUGUAUGAUCUGGACGCCGCCUCCCUGCAGCUCAAAGUCAUCAAUUAUCUGCAGACAGAAACUCAUUCUCAGUGCUGCUGUUUGCUGCUGGUUUCUGAAGACAAUCACCAGCUCUUCUGUCAGGUUGUCGGAGAUAAGGUUCUGGAAGAGGAAAUCAGUUUUCCACUUAUGUUCGGUCGCUUUGGGCAGGUGGUGGAGACAAAGAAAUCCAUUACACUGCAGGACGUCAGCCAGGAGGAGCGUGGUUUAUUGAGCAGUUUGUUGGGAUGCGAGCCGAGCUCCAUGCUUUGUGUUCCUGUCAUCAGUCAAGCCACCGGACAGGUGGUGGCGCUAGCGUGCACCUUCAACAAACUGGGCGGACGGAGGUACAUGGAGGCGGACGAGCACGUGAUCCAGCACUGUUUCUGUUACACCUCCACUGUUCUCACCAGCACCCUGGCCUUCCAGAAAGAACAGAAACUUAAGUUUGAGUGUCAGGCUCUGCUGCAGGUGGCUAAAAACCUCUUCACACACCUCGAUGACGUGUCUGUGUUACUGCAGGAGAUCAUCAUCGAGGCCAGAAACCUGAGCAACGCCGAGAUUUGUUCUGUGUUCCUGCUGGAUCACUUCAGUCAUGAGCUCGUAGCUAAAGUGUUUGACGGAGGAGUCGUGAACGAGGACGAGAAGGAGUUUCGUAUCCCGGCGGAUCAGGGCAUCGCUGGUCACGUUGCCACCACAGGGAAGAUCCUGAACAUCAAGGAUGCUUAUUCUCAUCCUCUGUUUUAUCGUGGUGUGGACGACAGCACGGGCUUCAGGACCAGAAACAUCCUCUGCUUCCCGAUCAAAGAUGAAAACGGAGAGGUGAUCGGUGUGGCAGAGCUGGUGAAUAAAACCAAUGGGCCGUGGUUUAAUCGCCGAUGAGGAUCUGGCAACGCGUUCUCCAUCUACUGUGGUAUCAGCAUCGCUCAUUCUCUGCUGUAUAAGAGGGUCCAUGAAGCUCAGUUCCGGAGUCAUCUGGCCAAUGAGAUGAUGAUGUACCACAUGAAGGUGUCUGAGGAGGAGGUCAGUAAACUCCUGCACAGCGGCAUCGAACCGGUCCAGAAGAUCCACCCGGACUUCUCUGAGUUCACAUACACACCUCGCUCUCUGCCGGACGACAACACGCCGAUGGGCGUCCUGAGCAUGUUUGAAGACAUGGGUUUCAUCAACACCUACAAGAUUGACCUGCACACUUUGGCCAGGUUUUGUCUGAUGGUGAAGAAGGGCUACAGAGAUCCUCCGUAUCAUAACUGGAUGCAUGCCUUCUCCGUCUCACACUUCUGUUAUCUGCUUUACAAGAACCUACAACUGUCCAACUACCUCGAAGAUAUAGAGAUCCUGGCGCUCUUCGUGUCCUGCAUGUGUCACGAUCUCGACCAUCGAGGAACCAACAACUCCUUCCAGGUGGCUUCGCAAUCUGUCCUGGCAGCCCUUUACAGCUCAGAGGGAUCUGUGAUGGAGAGACAUCACUUCGCUCAGGCCAUCGCUAUCCUGAACACACACGGCUGCAACAUCUUUGAGAAGUUCUCCAGAAAGGACUAUCAGCGGAUGCUGGAUCUGAUGAGAGACAUCAUCCUGGCCACGGACCUGGCUCAUCACCUGAGGAUCUUCAAGGACCUGCAGAAGAUGGCCGAUGCUGGUUUUAACCCGAGGAGUCAAACCCAUCGCAGUCUGCUGCUGUGCCUCCUCAUGACCUCCUGUGACCUCUCAGACCAGACCAAGGGCUGGAAAACCACCAGGAAGAUCGCGGAGCUGAUCUAUAAAGAGUUCUUCUCUCAGGGUGAUCUGGAGAAGGCGAUGGGGAACAGACCCAGUGAGAUGAUGGAUCGGGAGAAAGCCUACAUCCCUGAACUCCAGAUCAGCUUCAUGGAGCACAUCGCCAUGCCAAUAUACAAGCUCCUGCAGGAGAUUUUCCCGCGUUCGGCCGAGCUUUUCGAGCGAGUGGCGGCGAACCGUGAGCAGUGGGCCAAAGUGUCGCACAAGUUCACCAUCCGCGGCCUGCCGAGCAACAACUCGCUGGACUUUCUGGACGAGGAGUUUGAGCUGCUGCAGUCUCAAGGCGCCUUCGGAGACGACUCGCACCGCAUGAACGGUUGCCUGGACGACGACUGUGACAAACACGACCAAUGACGUCGCUAGGGCAAAGGUCACCCGAAGGAUUGCGUCUUGGUAAAAUUCCGUAGUUACCGACGAGGCUUUGAGGAAAGGUUCGUUGUCUCCGCUUUGCCGUUUGCGAUGGAGACGGGCUUUGCGCGAUGAAGAACGAUGGAUGGUGCUGCGCGUUCAGUGGAGUGUGUAAUGUUACGCGGACAUUUGGACUGAAAAAAUGUAGAUUCUCGAUGGCCCCGUAGUAAUAGCUAAACACUCUGUUCUAAAUUAAUAAUCAUAUUUCACCUAAACAACUUGUUGAAUGAAAUGUAACAAUUCCGGCAGCCAGGGGUUAACAUUUUUAAAAUCAGUGUUACAUCAGUGUUACGCUUUUAGAACCUGUAACACUUCCGGCUGCCUGGUGUAACAGCGUUACAUUUUUUAAACUUGUAACAAUUCCAGAAGCCUCGUGUUCUAAUUUUAAAGCCUAUAAUAAUUUCGGCUGCUUGGUGUUACAUUUUGUACAACUUGUAACACUUCUGGCUGCCUGCUGUAACAGCGUUACGUUUUUAAACUUGUAACAAUUCCAGAAGCUUUGUGUUCUAAUUUUAAAGCGUAUAAUAAAUUCUGCUGCUUGGUGUUACAUUUUGUACAACUUGUAACAACUCUAGCAGACCAGCGUUACAUUUCUAGAACUUGUAACAAUUCUGGAAGCUCAGUGUUACAUUUUAAAACUGGUAACAAUUCCAUCAUUCUGCCGUUACCUUUUUUAGAAUAUGUAAUGAUUCCAGCUCCCUGAUGUUACAUUUUUAAAACUUACUUGUAACCAUUCUGGCAGCAAAGUGAUUCAUUUUUAGACAAUUCUAGUAGCCCGGCGUUCCAUUUCUAGAAAUUGUAACAAUUACAGCAGCUGGUGUUACGUUUUUAGAGCUUGUAAGAAUUCCAGCGUUCUGAUGUUACAUUUUUAAAACUCGUAACAUUUUCAAAUUCCAGCAGUCCAAAUGUUACAUUUUCCGAAUGUGUUUUUCAGUGGUUCCCAUUUGGUUGCAGAAGCUCAUUUAACACGGAAGCCACUGUUUUCUUUUCAGCGUCCUCGGCGGACACAAAUUGCCAGACAAAACAAAUCUUUGGAUAAUUAAUCUUUUGCUUUCAACCUAUUCGGCCCCUCAGACGUCAGUUCUCCCUGUUUACACAGAAAAACGCAACACCACAACAUGUCUCCAUUGCCGAAAUCCCCAAAACCCAAAGCAAUCAUCGGGAAAUCUCAGUCAGGCGAGCAGCGAGCGAUUCGAGCGUGUGACGAGCGGCGUGAAAACACACGGACCCCGGAGUCCUUCCGAGGCAUCUGCUGGGUUCAGACGUGGAGGAACUUUUCCAAGCUCUGUACAUAUAGUCGUGUUUUAAAGGGCUCCACGGCCCUCACACUUUUCUUUCUCAGGAUGGCAGAAUGUGUGCGUCAAAUGGAUCUUGCCUUACAAAUGUUUGCGUUGCCUUCCUGAGGGACUGUAAAAGAGAUCUAUGUAUAAAAACGAUCGGCCUAUCUAUGUACAGUUCUGAAGCUACAUGGAUAUAUAGAGAUAUCUACUUGCCGUGUGUACAUGUGUGUUUGCACAGGUGUGACUGUACGUGCAUUUGCCAAAAUCUGCAAAGGACCACAAAACAAAGAGAGUGAUGUCAGUUUAAUAUUAACCUUUCACAAAAGCUAAAUCAAAAGAAUAAAACAACUCAAAUCAUAUGAUUCAAAAGCUUGUUUUUAAGA
Messenger RNA from Puntigrus tetrazona (Sumatra barb), 4657 nucleotides. Its product is annotated as cGMP-dependent 3',5'-cyclic phosphodiesterase-like. Gene Ontology annotation, molecular function: 3',5'-cyclic-GMP phosphodiesterase activity; 3',5'-cGMP-stimulated cyclic-nucleotide phosphodiesterase activity; protein homodimerization activity. The record is from RefSeq and is a predicted model, not a curated record. Gene Ontology annotation, biological process: positive regulation of gene expression; cGMP catabolic process; regulation of mitochondrion organization. The transcript has 30 exons. NCBI's taxonomy places the organism in Eukaryota, Metazoa, Chordata, Actinopteri, Cypriniformes, Cyprinidae. Gene Ontology annotation, cellular component: cytosol; mitochondrial matrix; mitochondrial inner membrane.